GCGCUAUUCAGCCAUCACAUCUUUCAUCAUCAUCCAGCAUCAAAAUAACAGCAUACAUACGAAUUAUGAAGGCCUAGCUAAAACAUGCUUUCCCCUAAAUGGACAUCAUUCCUGGUUUCUUGCAUCAAACAUGGUCGAUUUCCAUUUUUUCUAUCAUCUUCCCAUGCGUUCACGGCGAAUUCCGAGCGUUCCCUAAAAGUUUUGAUUUUUAUUCGAGGGCUUUUAUCUUUUCUGGAAAUUUCAUCGACCUCAAAAGCUUCAGUCAUUCGUCAGAGACAUUUUCUACUACGAAAGCCUUACUUAUUCUGGAGCUUCAGUUAUUCUGAAAGCUUCAUCGCUUUCGAAAAUUCCAAUUAUCCUGGAAAGCCUCAUUCAUUCCCAAAUGGUUCAUUCGACAUCGAAGAGGACCGGUUCUUUCUCAGGACUACCUACGAGCACUUUUCAGAGAAACAUCAACCAGAGAUAAAUCCAUCUCACACUUCAGCAAUCUUCCUUUCUUCCUUCCCAAUCAGCCCGCACCAUUUCCCCAAAUAGCAACUCCCCAUAGAUAGCAACGAGGGUAGCAAAAUCAUGCAAUCCAACUUUCCGUCUCUCUGUGAUGCUUUGCACGUGAAUUAUAAUGCGACAUGCAUACAUGCAGGGAAAUCGCCUGUUUGAGCCAAGGUAUGACAGUAUAUCAACAUAACAAAGAUGUCAUCG
Molecule: messenger RNA, 699 nt
Organism: Aaosphaeria arxii CBS 175.79
Lineage: Eukaryota; Fungi; Ascomycota; Dothideomycetes; Pleosporales
Exons: 2
Coding region: 85-534 (149 amino acids)
Source: RefSeq, a predicted model, not a curated record